AUGUCUGCUAAUAAAUUUGCAUUAAAUAUUGGAUUAUUUUUAGAUUCAACUGGGUCAACUAAUGAAUCUAUAGAUGCAAUGCAUAAAAUUGGAGUAUCAGUAUGUGCGGGAACAGUUGAUUUACAUAAAACAAAAAUUGCACGAGAUCAUAAAACUAAUAUAAAAGAAUAUUUUCAACAAAAUAAAAAAGAAGUUCCAAUGCUUACUUGGCUUUCAACAGGUCAUCAUAUGACAACAUAUCAUACACAGCACGUAAAUUUGAAUGAUCGUAUUGAAUUACUUACAGUACAUAGCUAUGAUAGUGCUAUUUAG
Messenger RNA from Rhizophagus irregularis DAOM 181602=DAOM 197198, 312 nucleotides. RefSeq lists its product as uncharacterized. Lineage: Eukaryota; Fungi; Glomeromycota; Glomeromycetes; Glomerales; Glomeraceae. The record is from RefSeq and is a predicted model, not a curated record.